Molecule: messenger RNA, 9011 nt
Organism: Meriones unguiculatus (Mongolian gerbil)
Lineage: Eukaryota; Metazoa; Chordata; Mammalia; Rodentia; Muridae
Gene: Trim56
Product: tripartite motif containing 56
Exons: 4
Coding region: 308-2320 (670 amino acids)
Biological process (GO): innate immune response; positive regulation of DNA-templated transcription
Cellular component (GO): chromatin; nucleoplasm
Molecular function (GO): ubiquitin-protein transferase activity
Source: RefSeq, a predicted model, not a curated record
GCGGAAGUUGCCUGGAGCACUUUCAGUUUUGUUUCUCCUCAGGUCCGCGCUGCCCUAGAGGAUUCCGGGCUCCUCGGCCCUGCUGGGACAGGAGGUCGUGGCUUCUCCUCGGUAGCGCAGGCUGGGCCAGAACUCACUGUGUCGCCCUGACCUGCCACCAGGUCUUUCCGCUGCUCGCCUGGUCUCGGCCGGCGCCGCGCGAAGCUCCCCACGCCCAAGGCCGGUGCAAGUGAAGAGACGCAGAGGACGCAGAGGCGCGGAGCGGCCGUCCCCGGGCGCCUGGCAGCCACAGCCGAGCACUCCUAGCAUGGCGGCGCCCUGGUCCCCGCCGAGCCUGCUGGAGGCGCUGAGCGGCGACUUCCUGGCCUGCAAGAUCUGCCUGGAGCAGCUGCGCGCGCCCAAGACGCUGCCGUGCCUGCACACGUACUGCCGGGAGUGCCUGGCGCGGCUGGCGGCGGGCGGCCGCGUGCGCUGCCCCGAGUGCCGGGAGGCGGCGGCGGUGCCCGCGGGCGGCGUGGGCGCCUUCAAGACCAACUUCUUCGUCAGCGGCCUGCUGGACCUGGUGCGCGCCCGCGCCGCCGGGGACGCGCCGUCGAGCGAGGGCGCGGAGGGCCGGCUGUGCGCCGCCGACGCGUCUCGGGCGCGCACCGACGGCCUGAGCACCGACGGCCCGAGCCGGGGCGCGCCCCGGGAACAGGCGUGCGCGCCGCGGCCGGCGCUGGCGGCGCUGCUGGCGGGCGCGGACGGCGAGCUGGCGGCGCUGGCGGCGCGCGGCGAGGAGGAGCGGGCGGCGCUGGCGCUGCUGCGGGAGCGCGCGGCGGACGCGGGGGCCCGGGCGGAGGCGGCGGCCGAGCGCCUGGCCCGGGCGCUGGCGGCGCAGAAGCGGGAGGCGCUGAGCCGGCUGAGCGCGCACGUCGAGGCGGCCGAGGCGGAGGCGCGGGAGCGGCUGGCGGCCCUGGAGCGCCGCGAGCGGGUGGCCCGGGAGGCGGCCGCCCUGGCGCGCCGCGUGCUCGCCCUAGGCCCGGAGGCCGAGGUCCCCGCGCUGGAGGACGCCGUGGCGCGCCGCCUGCGCCAGCUGCAGGACCGGCCCCGCAGCCCCGCGCGCCCGCCCCGCCUGCCCCGCCUGGAGCUGCACCCGGGCGUCGAGGACGGCUCGCUGCUGCUGCUGCGGCUGGCCUUCGACGAGGAGGACGAGGAAGGGGAGGAGGGGCAGAAGCGUGGGGAGGACGGCGCAGAGGACAAGGAGGACAAGGACGAGGAUGGAAAGGACAAGGAGGAUAAUGGCGCUUCAGAGGAUGAGGACCAGGACCUGGACGGCGCUCACAGCGCGCGAGGAGACACCCCCAGCCCCGCCGCGCGGCCUCCAACGGCCCGGGACGCGCACGAGGACCACGAGGCCCGGGUGGAGCGGGGCGGCCGCGCCGCCAGAAGGAGGCGGGCCCGGGGCCGGAGCAGGCCGGCCGAGGCCCGCGAGCCCAGCCCGGUGCCCAGGCCGCCCCCUGACGGCUCGGGGCUGCCGCGGCCCGCUUUCGCCUGGAGCUUCCCCACGCGCAUGCCCGGGGACAGGCGCGCCCCGCGCAUCACCGGGCUGUGCGCGCACGGCCCGCAGGAGGUGCUGGUAGCAGACGAGCAGAACCGCGCGCUCAAGCGCUUCUCCCUCCGCGGCGACUACCGCGGCGCCGUGCCCGUGCCCGACGGCUGCGCGCCCUGCAGCGUGGCCGCCCUGCGCGGCGCCGUGGCCUUCUCCGCGGGCGCGCGCCUCUACCUCGCGGGCCCCGACGGCGCCGUGCGCUGGCGCCGCGCGCUCAGCCUGGCGCAGGCCAGCCACGCUGUGGCCGCGCUGCCGUGCGGGGAGCGCGUGGCGGUGAGCGUGGCCGGCCACGUGGAGGUCUACAAGGCCGACGGCAGCCUGGCCACGCGCUUCCUCCCCGGCGGCGGCGCCCGCCGCGGCCAGCGCGCGCUCGUCUUCCUCGCCGCCCACCCCGACGGCGGCUUCGUGGCUUCCGACUGGCAGCGGGGCAGCGUGCUGGCCUGCGACGCGCAGGGGCAGGUGAGCUGGGAGUACUCGGGCCCCGGCCUGCACGGCUGCCAGCCAGGCUCCGUGUCCGUGGACGGGAGGGGCUUCACGUUCCUCACCCUGCGCGAGGUAAACAAGGUGGUGGUCCUGGACCCCCGGGGCGCGCUGCUCGGGGACUUCCUCACGGCCUACCACGGCCUGGAGAAGCCGCGCGUGACCACCAUGGUGGACGGCGAGUACCUGGUGGUCUCGCUGAGCAACGGCACCAUCCACGUCUUCAGGGUCAAGUUCCCCGACAGCUAGAGGGCCAGGGGCCACGGCGACCUCCAGCCCGCAAAGCGUGUGCUCCCGUGUGCUGUGGACGCCUCGGCCUCGGCUCGCCCCCACGCGUGCUGGCUCUCAUGUGGUUCCCACUGCUCUGGCCACCGCCGUAGAGCUUAGGAGUCUUGAGGUUUAUCUGCGAUUCUUGCUUGACAUUCUUCAAAUCCAUUCCCAGGAUGGAGUCCUGAUUCUAUGUAGAGCCCCUGCCUAGAGUCCCCCAGUGAGGGGCUGGGGUGUGGCUCAGUGGUAGAGCCCCUGCCUAGAACCCCCCAGUGAGGGGCUGGGGUGUGGCUCAUUGGUAGAGCCCCUGCCUAGAGUCCCCCAGUGACGGGCUGGGGUGUGGCUCAGUGGUACCUGCCUAGAAUCCCCCAGUGAGGGGCUGGGUGUGGCUCAGUGGUACCUGCCUAGAACCCCCCAGUGAGGGGCUGGGUGUGGCUCAGUGGUACCUGCCUAGAACCCCCCAGGGAGGGGCUGGGGUGUGGCUCAGUGGUAGAGCCCCUGCCUAGAGUCCCCCAGUGAGGGGCUGGGUGUGGCUCGGUGGUAGAGCCCCUGCCUAGAAUUCCCCCAGUGAGGGGCUGGGGUGUGGCUCAGUGAUACCUGCCUAGAGUUUCCCAGUGAGGGGCUGGGCUGUGGCUCGGUGGUCGAGGAUUUUCUAGCCUGUGUGACGUUCUGAAGUCAAUUCCUAAGCACACCGUCCUCCCUGAAAAACAAAUGAACAAGGGUGUUUUUCGUGGAGCCGUGGAGGGUCCCCAGAGACUGGCACGUGUUACUGUCCAGGCAAAGGAAGAGCCAGCAUGCACAUCAUGCCAUGGUCACCAGGGUGGGAACAGGGCGAGAACUGAACCUUCUCACUGGGGAAGGUGGGGCUGGAAGGUCAGAGGUCUCGGAACAGCAAUGACACUGACCAGUUCUGCCAGCUCACCGGGGACACACCCGCAGUGAGGCGUGGGCUGGGCCUCCAGGGGUCGAGGGUCAGGGAGUGCCAGCACACUCAGCCCCCAGAUGCGCCAUUAAAGCCAGGCGUGGCCUCACACACCUGUGACCCGAACUUGGGAAGCUGAGGCAGGAGGAUUGUAUGUGUGAGCCUCACCGGGGCUACAUGCAGAAGCCGUGCCAACGCUGAACUCCCUGCAGCCCAGAGGCGGCCGCCUCUCAGAAGUGGCCUCCUGCGACUCGGGCCCUGCAGCAGGGGCAGAGCGCCGGCGAGAAGGGGCCCAUGACUUCCCCCCGGGGUAGUGCUUCCCCCCGGGGGAGGACCAAGGCACAGACCGACAGACUGCCAGCCCUCAGCCCAUCGGCCAUCAGCCCUCAGCCCUCAGUUCUCAGCCCUCAGCCCUCAGUUCUCAGACUCAGCCACCAGCCUCCAGCCCUCAGCCCUCAGUUCUCAGCCUCAGCCACCAGCCUCCAGCCCUCAGCCCUCAGCCCUCAGCCACCAGCCUCCAGCCCUUAGCCCUCAGCCCUCAGUUCUUAGCCUCAGCCACCAGCCUCCAGCCCUCAGCUUCAGCCUCAGCCCUCAGUUCUCAGCCUCCAGCCCUCAGCCCUCAGUUCUCAGACUCAGCCACCAGCCUCCAGCCCUCAGCCCUCAGUUCUUAGCCUCAGCCACCAGCCUCCAGCCCUCAGCCUCAGCCCUCAGUUCUCAGCUUCCAGCCCUCAGACAUCAGUUCUUAGCCUCAGCCACCAGCCUCCAGCCCUCAGCCCUCAGUUCUCAGCCCUCAGUUCUCAGCCUCAGCCCUCAGUUCUCAGCUUUCAGCCCUCAGUUCUCAGCCUCCAGCCCUCAGUUCUCAGCCACCAGCCUCCAGCCCUCAGCCCUCAAUUCUCAGCCUCAGCCCUCAGUUCUUAGCCUCAGCCUCCAGCCCUCAGUUCUCAGCCUCAGCCCUCAGUUCUCAGCCAUCAGCCUCAGCCCUCAGUUCUCAGCUUUCAGCCCUCAGUUCUCAGCCUCAGCCCUCAGUUCUCAGCCUCCAGCCCUCAGUUCUCAGCCACCAGCCUCCAGCCCUCAGCCCUCAAUUCUCAGCCUCAGCCCUCAGUUCUUAGCCUCAGCCUCCAGCCCUCAGUUCUCAGCCUCAGCCUCCAGCCCUCAGCUCUCAGUUCUCAGCCUCAGCCCUCAGUUCUCAGCCUCAGCCUCAACCUCCAGCCUCAUCCUCAGCCCUCAGCCCUCAGCCUCAGCCUCAACCUCCAGCCUCAGCCCUCAGCUCUCAGUUCUCAGCCUCAGCCACCAGCCCUCAGCUCUCAGUUCUCAGCCUCAGCCACCAGCCCUCAGUUCUCAGCCUCAGCCGCCAGCUGACACCUCCCAGGUUGGGCCUGAGAAGCCAGCACGAAGGUGUGACGCUGGUGGGCGUGACUGGUGGAGCCGCAGGUGUGCUACGGCUGUCGUGAACCCUGACACCGGCAUGGUCCACGGCCGCCCGAAAUGCCCAGGAGGCCCAGCGAGCUGACGGGGGGCCAGGCUGGCCGAGGCCCACCACGCCGCCUGUGCCCCCAGGGAGAGGUCGGGGAGGACGGCGGGGGAGCCUCGGGGCCUUCCCGGGCUGGACCUGCCAGAGACAGACGCCAGCAGCUCCCAGGCCGAGGUCUGGGGUCAGCGACCGACAGCUGGCCGGCGGCCGGGAGGAGCUGGCGCUGCGGGCUCCGCGCGCCGCCCUCGCAGCGGCGGGGGCGAGGAUGGUGGGGUGGCGCACGGCCGCCGGCCACCCAGCCUCCUGCCCCGGCCGCGGGAUCGGGCACGGCCGCCGGCCACCCCAGCCUCCUGCCCCGGCCGCGGGAUCGGGCACCAUCGCCGAGAGGACGGUGACCUCCAGCUUGCCUGGCGCCGGCCGAGCCACUCGCCAGGUGAAGCGGCCCCACGCGUGCCGCAGCCGCCAGCGCAGGGCCGAGGGCGCGCCCCGGUGUCGAGCCCUGGCUCUCUCUGGAGAGGGACUCCCAGCCUCUGGCUCGGCGCGGAGGCAGCGGCGACGCCGGGGUGCAGGCGGGGGGGUAUACGUAAAAACUGGGGGCCACCAGACGCGGGCGGGCCGGCGGCCUCGGGGCCCGUCAUCCAGGGCCUCCAUAGGCUGCUCGUGGCUUCUGCUCGCCUGCGUGGGGCGGGGGGGGGGACACGGAAGGCUGAGGUCCGCUGCGGGCGUGGGGGAUGGAGGGACAGGGCCUCGGGGAGGGGCCCGGCGCAGGGGGAGCGGGGGGCGAGUGUGUUAGAGGGCCGUGGUGACUCGUGCUGGCGGGACCCGGGGCCUGGGGGACCAGGCCAGAUGCAGGUUUAGGGUAGAGGAAGGAUGUCAUUUCCUGUGUGCGGAAACCAGAGCAGGACGUCGGUGUCCAGAUGGUCAGCUGUGAUUACAUGUGAAUGUUUUUGGUUGUUGUUGAGGCAGGGUGUCUCCGUGUAGCCCUGGCUGUCCUGGACUCACUCGGUAGCCCAGGCUGGCCUUGAACUCAGAGAGAGCCCCUGCCCUACCUCCCCGAGUGCUGGGAUCACAGGCGGCGCCACUGGAAGUUUAGACUGGAAACGGAGGGUCCCGCUUUGGGGAGAAUAUUCCGGGAAGGACAUUCGGAGAUCUCUGCGCUGCCGCCAUCGGCUGGAACCCGCUCCGCGGGCUGCCGGCCGGUCUGCUCCAGGAGCCAACGUUUGGGAGGAAUGGGGUGUGACGCGGUCGUGAGGGAGGAGGGGCGCAGAGCUGGGGGUGGCUCAGAGGGUGAGAAUACUCACUCUCCACGCGGGAGGCCCCAAGUUCGAAUCCCCAGCACCAUCAGAAGCCAGGCCAGGCCACGCACAGCGCGCUGCAGGCUGGGCCAGGGUCUAAGGCCUGUUUGCGGCCAGGCUACUGCCAGGCUCCGAGAGACUGUGUCUCAGUAAAGGGUGGCAGCGAAGGGCAUGGCAUCUGCAGGCCCUGGGCACGCGCAGGGAGAGCCUGGUUGAUGGCUGGUGGUUGGCUGGUUGGCUAUUUGGCUGGUUGGUCGGUUGACUGACUGACUAGCUGGUUGACUGACUGACUAGCUGACUGACUGACUAGUUGACUGACUGACUGACUAGCUGACUGACUGAGCGGCGGGCGAGCGGGCUGGUGGAUGGACUCUGGUCGCACACGCCAGCCGCAGGCAGACUGUCUGAGCAGCUGCCGGGCAGAUGGGAUCCCUGAUCUGUGAAUAGUGAUGUCCGCGGUUCGGUCCUUGGGUGGUUUUAGGCGCUACUCACGCCUGCGCAUUUCUCUCCGUUAGUGUGGUCUGCUUGAAUAGGUCAAGGAAAUGUACUUGUGGAAGUAAUCUUUAGGAAUAACUGGCUCCUGCCGGGGUUGGUGCGCUCCGUUAACUUCGGCACAUGGGGGAGGCAGGAGGAUUGUAGCUUGGAGACCAGGUGGCCUCCACGGGUGAGGGAUGUGUGUGAAGUCUUGUGGAGUUCUCCCACCAUGGGGGGGGGCUUCAGAGCUAAGUGGGAUCCGAGGAUUGUUCGGAGGCCUAGAUAGUGUGUGAGUGUGUGUGAGAGAGAGAGUGCGUGUGUGUGUGAGUGUGUAUGUGAGAGAGAGAAUGCAUGUGUGUGAGAGAGAGAGUGUGUGUGUGUGCAUGUAUGUGUGCCUGAUAGCUGGUUGUAAGUGCUCAAGAAACAUCUGUGAAGUGAAUUAAUGUCUGCAGAGGGAUCAGACGUCGCUCUGUCUCCAAAGGCUUCCUAACUCAGGAUCCGCAACCAUAAGCCAAACUGCAGAAAUCUUGGUUGUGGGAAGUCUCCAGCAGGGGGCACUGUUGUGCCUCCCAAGGAGCGAUUUCAAAAACUGGAGGAUUGGGGCGUCCUCUGCUUUAGUAGAGGGAGAAGGGGAGAAGGGACGGUGGGGGUGGGGUAGCAGCAGAGCUGCAGAGGUCUCCGGAACCUGCAGCAAGGGUAACUCAGUGAGAGAGGCCUUCAGAGAUGAGGCUGGGCCUGGUGGCGCAGGCUGUGGUCCCAGCAAAUGGGGAGGCUGAGGCGGAGGGACAGCAGAUUCAAGUCCUGCCUGGCAUCCCAGAAAUGAAAAGUAGAAGAGGGCUUGUGCUGGAGCUCGGGGGUAGAGGGUGUGCCUAGACACCCCCCCCAGUGAGGGGCUGGGUGUGGCUCAGUGGUCACCUGCCUAGAAUCCCCCAGUGAGGGGCUGGGGUGUGGCUCAGUGGUAGAGCCCCUGCCUAGAAUCCUCCAGUGAGGGGCUGGGGUGUGGCUCAGUGAUAGAGCCCCUGCCUAGAGUCCCCCAGUGAGGGGCUGGGUGUGGCUCUGGUAGAGGUUGGCCUUGUUGGAUACCAGAAAGGGGGUGGUCUCCUGAUUCUGAAAGAGAACCCACAAAUGCUUAAGACACAGAACCAAGGGCUUCUCGGGGACCCUGCCAAUGAAGGGACAUGCUAAACUUGUGAUUUGUUUUACUCAGUGUUUGUUUGAUUUUUAGGAAGUCACACAGACAAGCCACUCACCAGGGGACACGUGAGCACAGAAGCGAAAGGGACCAGGGCCAGCGGCUGAGAGUUGGGGCGCAGCUGUGGUGGUUGAGGACCCGCUUGACCAUCGACGUUUUAGAGAAGUUCUUUUUUGAACGGCGAGUGGCCCUUCAUGGUCUAGAGAGAGCAGGAUUGCGGGAUUUGUUGUUGAGGGCGCCAUUUCCUUCAUCUCCGCGGCACCGUGCGGAGGAGGAGGGAGGCGAAGGCGGUUAUAAGGAGCUGGGUGCUGAGGAUCUGAGUGCUGGGCGUCUGGAGGCUGAGGGUGGGGGCGGGACCGCUGGGCGUGGCCAAGGGCACGGACUGGCACACCCAGCCGACUCUGGACUUAGUUUACCAGAACACACCAGGAAAGAGGGAGCGUGAGCUCUCUAAGGGCUUUGGGCGGAUCAGAGGGGCAGUGGCAUCCGAGGAGGGGGCGGGGAGCCCGGGCCUGGCGGGAAGCGCGGGGUGGCCAGCGGGGGGUCAGUGAUUGACUGGGGCCCGGUGACGCCUCGGCGCGUGCGGAGCCCCCGAUUCUCAAUAGAGUUCUCUGGACCCAUCUCCCCACUUCUGUGGAGUGGCCUUGUCUGCUUCCUACACGUGACCGAAAGCAUUAUGGGAAAGAGAGGCUUUUGGGGCGGGAACCACGGAGGCAGGAACUGGCGUGCUGUGUGACCUUCGCCCUGUGUGCGCCCUCCUGACGGUGCGCUCAGAGGCUCAAGUCAAGUGUCCCAGGACGCAAAUUACAGAUGCUUGUGAGCCGCCGUGUGGGUGCCUAACCCUAACACACGCGGAGCCUGGCUCGAGCCGGCGAGGAGCCUGGCGGGGAAGGUGGGUGCAGAUGGCGGUGCCCGGCCUCGGCACCCAGGCGGUGGCGGGAGAGGAGGGACCCGGUGGGAAGCCGCUGUGGCGCGCUCUUCUGGCUGGCUCUAGCUCAGCCGGGUCAGAGGUCGCUACCCUCUCCACCAACCGCGCUCAAGUGCCUGUUUCUCUGGCUGCUGGGCCGAUCCGGAAGUCGGGCAGGCCGGCGCCGUGGGGAGGGAGUCUGGACGGAGUUCUGCUCCUGGCCUUGGUAGAUUCGGUCUAAUCUAAAGUUGGUUUCUCAGGACCUGCCUUGGCUGUGCUCUGUGCCUGGGGACUGCACAGCUGGGUCCCUGGACGCCUUCAGAUGACGCGAACGCUGCUGUGUGGGAGACCAUUUGUGACCCUCUGCUCUAGAGGUGUGCGCUUUGCCUCAAUAAACGAGACCGAUCAGAAA